Messenger RNA from Styela clava, 2256 nucleotides. Its product is annotated as leucine-rich repeat-containing protein 47-like. The record is from RefSeq and is a predicted model, not a curated record. Gene Ontology annotation, molecular function: protein binding. Gene Ontology annotation, cellular component: cytoplasm. NCBI's taxonomy places the organism in Eukaryota, Metazoa, Chordata, Ascidiacea, Stolidobranchia, Styelidae.
AUUGUUAAUUUAUUUUGUCCAACUUGAAAAGUAGCAAAUUUCAAUGUCCGAUUGGCCUGAAAUUGCUCAAUGUAAGGAAGAGAAGAGGAGAGAAUUGGUCAUUAAAGGAACACCGGAUACAAGAUUGAAGAUAGAAAAGAAUGACAAUGUUCUUCCCGAGGAUCUAUAUUCUUUGACACUGCUGAAUUUUCUGGAAGUUUCAGAAUGUGGAAUCACAAGUUUGUCGAAAGAUAUAAGUUCACUGUCAGCUUUAAUGCAAUUGAUUAUAAAUGGUAACAACUUGGUGUCUCUUCCAGAUGAGAUAUGUACAUUGAAGCAAUUAAAAGUUCUUGAUAUUUCUUAUAAUGCACUUGAAGAACUUCCAGAUGAAUUUGGAAACAUCAGGAAUCUUCAAACCUUAAAUUUAAAUUGUAAUAAAUUGUCUCAAUUACCAGAAAGCGUAAAAAAUCUCUCACUGCUCUCAACUCUCAAUAUUUCUAAUAAUAAAUUCACUGAAAUUCCACAAGCACUUAUUGAAGGAAAUCAAAAACAUUUGGCCGAUCUCAAAGCUUCCCACAAUCAAAUUGAGGAUGUGAAUGAUGGUAUUGGAACAUUAGAAGCAUUGAAAACAUUAGAUUUGUCAGUGAACAAGAUUAAGGAGCUUCCCCAAACUCUGGCAAAUUGUUUCAAGUUGAAAUCUGCAGAUUAUAAAGACAAUCCACUCAAGGAUCGGAGACUCAAAAAACUUAUUGAACAAAAUAACAGUUCCCAAAAAGCAAUUAUGGAUUAUAUAAGAACAAAAGGGAGACCUGCUGGAGGUGAAAAUGGAUCAGUGGGAACUGGUAACAAGUCUGGUGGUAAAAAGAAGAAAAAGGGAAAAAAUGCAAAAGUUGAUGUUGAAGAAGAAUUAAUUAAACACAUUAUUCAAGUUUUAAAGUUCGGAGAAGUAAAAAAGGAAACGAAACCACUUGAGAUAACUGUAUCUGAUGAGAUAAAAGAUGUUCGACCUUAUAUUGUUUGCUGUGUCGUUAAAAGAUUAAACUUGUCAAAAGAAGGUGUUUUCAAAAAAUUCAUUGCUAUACAGACUAAACUACAUGAUGAAGUGUGUGGAAAGAGAACCAUUGGAACAAUUGCUUCUCAUGAUGUAUCAUCUCUGGCUUGUUCAAGUCUUAAAUAUGAUGCUAAAGAACCUGAUACAUUUGAGAUCCAGCCAUUAGGUAGAGGAGAACAAGUGUCUGGUUUACAACUUUAUAAACAACUGAGGGCAGAAGCUGAUGAAAUGAAGAAAGAAAAGAAACGAAGCCAAAUAUCUGGAAUUUAUAAAUAUUUAUCUUUGUUGGAGAAUCAGGAAAAGUUUGCUUUUCUGAGUAGAACUUCAGAUGAUGUAGUUAUAUCUCUGCCUCCACUCACCAACAGUGAAAUUUCUAAGAUCAAAAUGGGUAAAGGUGAUGUGUUGUUAGAGGUCACAGGAUCUCAGAGUUUGAGUUCAUGUAAAACAAUCAUGGAUAAAUUGCUUCAUUCAAUGCUAAAUGAAGGAAUGACUUCUGCAAAGAAUCAAGACUUUUAUGAUGAUUCUAGUGAUGAAGAAGAAGUUAAAAAUAGUACCGAUCCAACAAAGCUCAUUGUACAGCAAGUAAAAAUCAUGGAUUCACAAGGAAAAUUAAAAGUUGUCUAUCCAUCUAGAACUGAUUUAGAGUAUCAAGAGGCUGCUAUUAAGGUGGAAAGGUUCUAAUAGCAAUUAACCAAUGUCUGACCUUAAUAUUUUCGCAGAGCUAUGUUAAAGUAUUGAUUGCGGAGAUUAAAAUCCUGGAUAAACCAGUGAAAAUGUUUUAUUUAUUACUCUUUGUGAGAAGAUCUGCUUUCAUAAUAUGAAAAGCGCUGACGUCAGGAAGAAUUAGUCAUAUUCUUUACUGGUUCAUCUUACUGUAUCAAGAAAAAAUGCAAUGGAAAUCCAUGUAUUAUGCCUCUAGUCCAGUUUAUUUAUCUUGUGAAAUGGUAUUCAUUGGAAGUGUACUAUCGAUCGUUUUGCUAUAUCGUUCUGUAUACCAUAGUUGUUCCUAUUGGACGUAUGAAAAGUCCACAAAACUAAUUAACAAAUAGAGUACAAAAGAUUCUCAUCGAAUCAGUGGUCUUAUGUACCGGUAUAUAGUUUACUUCGAAUUCUGAGCAACCAACAAAAAUUUUCAAGGGAAUCUGUAAAGCAAGCAAUUUUGGCCUUCCUCCAUACGAUUCUAGGCGGAUGCUUUUCCUAUGAAGUAAUAAACUAAAACCUGGGAA